AUGGCGAAGCCGACAGCCUCGCAGGUCAAGCCGCCAGCCGGCAAGCCCAGGGCGGGCAGCUCGUCGGGCUACCAGCCCAUCCACCAGGACGACUCGCAAGAUGCCAUCGAAGAAGAAGCCGGCGCACCCACAACGUACCUCCCGCCGCGCCGGUCGCGUGCCGAUCGUCGCUACCGCACCACCAUUAUCGCCCUCGUCGUGGCUCUGGUCGUGCUCCUAGCCUCCAAUCUCUACAUGUCGCUGCCAUACCUCUUCUCCGGCCGCGGCUCCGGUCCGUGCUCGUGUCGCCCCAGCAAGGUGCCCCAGUAUUUCCAGACGUCACCGAAUCUGUGGCCCGGACCAACGGCCACCGGCAACGCCGCAUUCCUGGCCCAGACAAGGACCUUUGAUCCUACGGCGACUUUCGUGCCCAAUGAGCCGCUGCAGACGGCCAUUCCCGUCAAGGGCAUGAAGCCCGGCAACGACACCAUCUUCAAGAUGAUGGGCUAUUUGUCUCCGUACUUUCCUUCUCCGGGCUUUGGCGUGGACGAGUACCCGCUGCCUGCAGGAGCUGAGAUCGUUCAGGUCCAGAUGCUGUCCCGCCACGGAGCCCGCUACCCUACUUCUGGCGUCGGCGUUGUUGAUUUCGCCAAGCGCAUUGCCAAUGCCUCCAACAAGUUCAAUCCGAAAGGGCCAUUGAACUUCCUCAAGGGAUGGGAGUAUCAUCUCGGGUCUGAGAUUCUGGUACCAAAGGGGCGUGAAGAGCUGUACAAUUCAGGAGUCCUUCAUAACUACAUGUACGGCAGUCUGUAUAAUCCCAAAAGCAAGAUUAUUGUCCGCACAACGACCCAGGAUCGUAUGCUCAAGUCGGCGGAAAACUGGAUGGCCGGGUUUUUUGGACUAGACUGGAAAAACAACGCGACGAUUGAGGUCAUCAUCGAAGCUAGCGGCUUCAAUAACUCCCUGGCGGGCGCUCUCAGCUGCUCUAAUGCUUUGUCCAAGACAUCUGCCAAUGAGGCUAGGCAAAGGUGGAUUGAUACCUAUCUCCAGGAUGCUCUUAAACGCUUCCAGGGGAUGACAGAGGGAUUCAAUUGGACUAUUAAUGACGUAUAUAAUGCCCAGACUAUGUGUCCUUAUGAGACGGUUGCAUACGGCUUUAGCAUGUUUUGCGACUUGUUCACCUACGAAGAGUGGCAGGGUUUUGGCUAUUCAAUCGACGUGUGGUUUUCGGCUGGCAACGCCUUCCACAGUCCUGUCGGGAGAGCAACUGGUAUUGGCUACCAGCAAGAAGUCCUUGCUCGUCUGCAGAACCACACCCUUGGCUAUUCAGGCUCACAAAUCAACGUCACUUUAGACAACAACACUGAGACUUUCCCAUUGAACCAGAGUCUCUACUUUGACUUCUCCCAUGACACUAACAUUGUUUCUAUCCUCACUGCAUUUGGUCUCCGUCAAUUCGCAGAGGAGCUCCCAGCCGAUCGUUAUCCCGGACCCCACAACUUUACCGUCGCUCAUAUCACCCCCUUUGGCGCCCGUCUCGACAUCGAGAUCAUCAAGACGCCCAAACCUGUCUCGCCAAAUCGCGAUGGCUAUCUGCGUGGCGAAGAGCAGAAGUACGUCCACUUCGUGCUCAACCAGCGAACCAUCCCGCUGGGCCUGAGUUUCCCUGAGUGCGAUGCCAGCCGCAAGGACGGCUGGUGCGAAUUUGACACCUUUAUCAAAAUCCAGGAGGGCAUGACGGCAAAGGCCAAUUUCGACCAUGCCUGCUUCGGGGAUUAUCUUAAAGAGCCGUAUGGCAAAAUUACUGACGGCGCCCCCAUCUUCUAA
Messenger RNA from Trichoderma asperellum CBS 433.97, 1806 nucleotides. RefSeq lists its product as uncharacterized. Gene Ontology annotation, molecular function: acid phosphatase activity. The record is from RefSeq and is a predicted model, not a curated record. NCBI's taxonomy places the organism in Eukaryota, Fungi, Ascomycota, Sordariomycetes, Hypocreales, Hypocreaceae.